This is a messenger RNA of Lactuca virosa, 1316 nucleotides long. The record is from the annotation of a GenBank genome assembly. Lineage: Eukaryota; Viridiplantae; Streptophyta; Magnoliopsida; Asterales; Asteraceae.
CAUGAAUUUCAAUCGGAAAAUAUGAGCACAUAAUCCACCAAUAGCUGAUCCUUAAGUUACUUGCUUCAACUUUUUCUUUCAGAAGAUGGCAAUGAAAGAGUGGAAAUUCAGAGAGAAUAGCAAAUUAAAGACUGCAUCAGCGUUUUCAAUCAAACUUGUUCUUGAUGAUGUCAAGACAAACGUAAACCCAAGUGAUCAAAGGCCCAUUAUACCUCUCGGCCAUGGAGAUCCUUCGUCAUUUCCAUGCUUCCGCACGACUCAAGUAGCAGAAGAUGCAGUAGUCGACGCUCUCCGCUCUGCUAACUUCAACGGCUAUGCACCCAAAGGCGGAGUUCUUCAAGCAAGAAGGUCCAUAGCCGAGUUCCUUUCUCGCAACCUCCCUUAUAAGCUAUCUCCCGAUGAUGUUUAUGUAACACUCGGUGCUAAACAAGCAAUUGAAGUAGUAUUAUCUUCACUGAGAAAACCAGAUGAUAAAACUGUUGCCAUGGUCAUUAUCAAUCCCGGGAACCCUUGUGGCAAUAUAUUCUCACAUCAUCAUCUACAAAAGAUUGCUGAGACUGCAAGAAGGCUGGGAAUAUUAGUGAUAUCAGAUGAAGCUUAUGCACAUUUGACUUUUGGAAGUAAGCCAUUUGUGCCAAUGGGGGUUUUUGGCUCUGUUGUUCCUGUUUUAACCCUUGGAUCUUUAUCAAAGAGGUGGUUGAUUCCUGGAUGGAGGCUUGGUUGGAUAGCAAGAAACGACCCUGAUGGCGUUUUUAACGAAUAUGGGUUUAUUGAGUGCAUAAAGAGGUCUCUUAAUACAAAUUCAGAAGCUGCAACAUUCAUACAGGCUGCUGUUCCUCAAAUUCUUGAAAAGUCAAGUGAUGAUUUUUUUGUCAAGACUAUUGACAUACUGAGGAAAGACGCUGAGAUGUGUUAUGAAUGUUUGAAAGACAUUUCAUGUUUUACAUGUUUACAAAGGCCUCAAGGGUCUCUCUUUCUGAUGGUGAAGUUGGACUUGUCGAAGUUGGAAGGGAUAAAAGAUGAUAUGGAGUUUUGCUCAAAACUUGCUAAAGAGGAGUCUGUUAUCCUUCUGCCUGGUUUUGUGUUAAGAAUGAAGAAUUGGGUGCGUGUAACGUUUGCUAUUGAGCCAUCUGCUCUUGAAGAUGGGCUUGAAAGGAUUAAAGCAUUUUUCCUGAGGCAUGCAAACAAGAAAUAGAGAUUUUAUGUUAUUGUAGUCCAAACAAAAUACAUGGGUGUAUUAUAAAUAAUAAAAAUUAGUGAUAUGAAGGAUGAGGCUAUCUUGGUCAUUUUAAAUUAUUCUCAACCUAUUUGACCUA